Molecule: messenger RNA, 1383 nt
Organism: Aspergillus vadensis CBS 113365
Lineage: Eukaryota; Fungi; Ascomycota; Eurotiomycetes; Eurotiales; Aspergillaceae
Product: integral membrane protein Pth11-like protein
Exons: 5
Coding region: 154-1245 (363 amino acids)
Source: RefSeq, a predicted model, not a curated record
GUUCACAAUUUUCAUUAACUGCCCGCUCCUGGCCCCUAAAUCAUGGAUAGAUGAAAAACCCGAUGGGCCCCGGAGCCAGUUCGUCGUCUAUUAUAGGAACUGUUUCUCCCACAAUGCCCCUGCGUGUACCAAAUUUUCUGUAAACCCACAGAUAUGUCCAGUCCCUUUGGUGAGCCGCCCAAGGGCCUCAAUCUCGAGGAGGACAGCACGGGGAGAAAUGAUGCCGCCGUCGUCUGCAUGUAUGCCCUGGCCUUUGUGACCAUUGGCUUUCGGUUAUUUUCCCGGAUAAAGGUCCAGCAGGCCAACAUAGGGCUUGAUGACUGGCUGAUAGUAGGAGCACUGUUAUCAGGUACUGCCAACAUGGCUUGUGCAAUAGCAGGAGGACAUUAUGGCCUUGGGAAACAUGUUUGGGUUGUCACUCUAGAUGAAAUAAUCAACAUGGUGCAUAUACUAUACGCCAACGUGCUCCUCUAUAUCCUCACCGUUCCCCUCAUCAAAGUCUCCAUCAUACUAUCAUAUCGCCGACUUUUCGGUAUGCAGUGGACCAUGUGGGCUUGCAUCGCCCUGUCCAUCGCCUACUGGAUAGGUUGCUCAGUCGCCUUUCUAUGCUCCUGCCAACCAGUCUCAUAUUUCUGGACACAAUACGAAAACCCUCUCGGCGGUUACGUCCGAUAUGAUAUUUACCCGUUCUACAUUGCUCAUGCCGUCGCCAACAUGGUCGGCGACCUUCUCAUCCUUCUCGUUCCAAUUCCGCUAGUCUGGCGCCUGAAGUUACGAGUGGGACAGAAGAUCCAAAUUCUAAGCAUCUUCCUUCUAGGUGGCUUUGUGUGUGUCGCCAGCGCCAUCCGCAUCUACUACUUCACCUUCAUCAAUGACGUUGACGUGACCUGGAACCUGGGCAACGUUUUUAUCUGGUCCAGUGUUGAACCAUCCAUUGGAAUUGUCUGUGCCUGCCUCCCCGUCCUCCAGCCCCUUUUCCGAACAAUUAUCAACCGCGGGAGCAUGCCAAACCGACCCACCACAAAAGGCGUCCGCUUCGCACCCGAUAUCAUGAGCAAGAUCCACGGCGACGAUCGGAGACAGACACGAGAAGAUGAAGCCGUUUUAACAACAACGUCAGUACAUAUCGAAAUGGACGGUGCAGGCAAGGGGAGGAUCAGCGAUGAAGAAGAAGCCAUGGGGUACGAUCUAAUGUCUAUCAAGGUGCAAAAAGAUUUUCAAAUGGAGGAAGAGCAUCGUCGAUAACUUUUUUUAUGGUGUUAUGUUGCGGGUGUUUAUCGGGCAUCUUUUAUAUUUUUGUUUUGAUCGAUCGUUUAGCGUAUAGGUGGGGUUCUUUUCAAGCUUGUACAUACAUAGACUUACUUACCUCAAGGUACAUACCCC